AUGUCACUAAAUGAUUCAAUUCUGUCCAUUACGCAUUCGGUUCAAGAAUCCCUGGGCUCAAGAGGCGAACCUGAUGAAGCCAAUGACUCAUACAACAAUAACUCAACCGGCGAUCGUAAUGAUGCUGAUUCAAAGGGUGAUCUGCAUUCACGAGAAGGUAAGAGCGCAAAUAAAACGACUAUUGCUUUAGAUGACCUGAUCGGCCACACUAGAAAUCACCUGGAUUUAAAAGAUAAUCACACAAGCGAUGAUGCGAAAGGGACCCACAAAACUGGUCUAGAUUCAUAUGCAGCAUCCAGACGGAAAUUGUCAAAAGAUGACCACAAGACUCACCAUCAUCGCCGCAAAGAUAGUGAAGACACCGAUGAGGAUCUUGCUAUGCCAUCCGGCGAUAUGGAUACGAACUUUUUCUCCACAUUGAUGAACAACACUACCCUCAGUUCUGGAUUUGGUUCCUUAAGACAUUUGAAAACUUCAGCAAUGGAGAAUUUUUUAAAAGGAAAGAAGGAUGAGGUGGACGAGGAAAAGCACCCCAAUCAUCAUCGCCACCACCACCAACGCCAACACAAUUCACAUCAAGGCAAACACUCGCAUGGUUCUCCUAGUGGUACGUCACUGCCAAAUCAGAGUACUCCUAGUUCACGUCCAAUAAGCCCUCAACCUGACUUAAACCUUGAACACUCUGAUGCUUAUUCAAAAAGAGGUGCACACGGAUUUCUUCAUCAUGGCAUUGCUAGUGGUGAGAACUCGACCGCGGAAGAUUCAAGCGAUGAAGAGGAAGAAGAGUAUGAAGCUUCGAGGUUGAGUACCCCAGGGGUAACUAGAAAGACGGCUGACGAGACUUUUCUCGCUAAUGCAGAGUCCCCCGUUACAGGCACUGCAAUGAAUCUGGAAGUGACUUCGUAUUCAACAUUGAAUAAUGAACCAUCUAAUCACACUGAGCCCCUCACUGAUAACGACACUCUCGCCAGUUCUCGGAGAAACACUAUAGUUCUUGAAGGUGAAGGUAUGGAAGGAUUAUCUAAAGAUCAAAUCGAGCAUUUGACACCAUUUCAGAAAUCAGUAAUUCACAGAUUGGAUCCUCAUCACAUCAAGGAAGGAGUUCUAGUAAAAGUUCGGAACCAACAAAAUGAACCUUUGGAUGAACGUUUGAAUGGUACGAGAAGAUUGCUACGUUACAAAAUUGCAGAGAGAUUGACGAAAACAUUUGAUUUGAGCCCUGAUGAUAUAUUUCACGGGAACUACAAUGCUUGGUUGGUCAAAGAUGUGAUACUUCAAGGACACAUAUACUUGACCGAGAAAGCUUUGUUAUACUUUGCCUUUUUACCAAGGCGAUUAAGCGUUGAAGAGUCUUCCGAUCCGAGGAAUUUUGAUGAUUCUGCUAAUACUGUUCACAAGGGGGCAUUGGGCAUGAAGACAGCAAAAUAUGGGGACUCCAAGUUCCAAUCUGUUCUUACCCACAGGUAUUGGGCAAUUCUUCGUACGGAUACCUUGACCAUAUACAGCUCAUUCACGGAUUUGUACUUUCCCCUUAAAGUUAUCGACUUGAGGACCUGCUUGUAUGCUGAAAUAAACACCAAAGAAAAGAUCAAAGAUAUAAGCUCGCCCAUGCUGAGAGGUACACAGACCCCAUCAGCUGGACGUAGUGGAUAUGGGUCGGGGUAUAGCACACCACCAACGAUCCUGGAAACAGCAUCCGAUCUUGACUCGAUGCUUUCACAAGAAGGCUUUGAGGCCACCGAAGAUAACGUUGAAGCAAGAAGUUCCUCUGUUUGGUUCAAUUUGGUUGCGAAAAAGAAAACAUACAGAUUUCAAUGUGAUAAUUUGCAUUCUGCAAGGCAAUGGUGUAACAAUUUGACAAAGCAAAUUUUUCAACUAAAUAAUGCCACCACUAGCGGAGAUGUAUUUGUGAAGGUUCCUAUUUCGAAUAUUACCGACUUUAGACGACGGACAAUAUUUGAAGAAGAAGAAAGUACUAUCGAUGAUGCCGAAAAUGAUAUACCAUUAAGUUUCAGUAUUAAAUACGUCACCAAUGAUACUCUGGAGAAGAGGAAACGGGACAAAAUAAAAGAGAAAUUGAAGCAUGGAGAAGAGGAAAUUAUCCUUUUGAUUCCAAAAAACGGUCUUGAUUUUUUUAAGUCUUUUGAAGAUGUGAUGCAAAAGCAAGAAAACAGGACUCAAGAAAAACACAAAAUGUUUAGUUCCAAGAAACCAGAUUUGGAAAAAUCAUUUUCCACAUUGUCCCCGUCGAUAAAUGCAGUGGUUCAAAAUUUGUUAAAUCAUAAUUUGCCAGAGGAGAAGCGAGAAAGCAAGUCUACUUUCAAAAAACUUGGAAAAUUUGGUUUGCCUUUCAAAUCUGAUGACACCCCGACGGCAUUUGAUGUAAGUGAAAUGUCAGUGGACCAGGACCACCUUUCGUUUCCACAUGCAAUGUCAGAAAAUAUAUUUAGAGAUUUGGAGAUUACAUUUGAAUCAACGUUUAAAAAUUUGAAGGAUGCGUCGGAUAGAUGGGAUAAUGACUUUCAACAUACAAUCACUGCAAUUGAUAACCUCCCAAUUCCAUCUUUUCUGAUAGAUCAGAAGGAGUCAAAAAGUCGAGGUUUUGGUAAAAGUAUAAAAUUGUUUUCAAAUAUGGCAGCAAGGUUUUCUGCAUCACCAAUACACUACACCAUACAAGAUAAGUAUUAUGUUUCAGACCCCAAAGAACGUGAAAUCGCUUUACAACAUUUUCAAGAACAUUUUUCUUUGUACAAUUCCAAAUUGAUUGCAUCAUACUUCUGUCACUUGAUCAGAACUGUUCCAGUGUAUGGUAAGUUGUAUGUUUCUGACCACGGAAUUUGUUUCAGGAGUUUGCUUCCAGGUGUUUCCACAAAGAUGAUUCUUCCACUGACAAAUAUUGAAGGGGUCGAGCAAACUAGUGGUAAAAUUUAUGCGGGUACAAAGCUCACCUUACAAGGAGCUGAAGAGUUAGAUUUGGAGUUUGCAUUCGUCAAGUCUCGUGAUGAUUUCACCAGUGUUGCACUAGAAUUAUUGGAGAAACUUCACGCAAAUGAAGGUUUCCGACCAGAACCACAUGAAUGGGGGCAAAAUCAUAAUUUGGAGUUGUCCAAGACAAGAAUGGAGUAUUCUGACUCAGAGAGGAGAAAACUUGACGAAAAAGACAAUCGAAGAGAUUUGGAAAUUGCUGAACUGAAAGUGAGUCUUGCCAGGUUGAAAAUGUUUGAGGAUCGAUUGACAACAGCUUCUGGUUUAGACAUUCCAAUUAUUUUGGAGGACUCGCCGUUUUUCAAAACAGAAAUAAAACCUUCAACGUCAUAUAAUAUUACACUUCUCACUAUUGGUUCGCGUGGUGAUGUUCAACCAUAUAUUGCAUUAGCAUUGGGCUUGCAAAAAGAAGGACAUGUGGUGACAAUAGCUACACAUGGUGAAUUUAGAGAUUGGGUAGAAAAUGACCAUCAUAUCAAGUUCAAAGAAAUUGCCGGGAAUCCAAGUGAGUUGAUGUCAUUUAUGGUGGGACAUAGUAGUUUAUCCGUUACGUUUCUAAAGGACGCACAAGCCAAAUUCAAAGAUUGGAUUGCAAAAUUGUUAACAACUAGUUGGAAUGCAUGUCAAGGGGCGGAUAUUUUAAUUGAGAGUCCUUCUGCAAUGGCUGGAAUACACAUCGCUGAAGCUUUGGUAAUUCCUUACUUUAGAGCAUUUACAAUGCCUUGGACAAGAACAAGGACAUAUCCACAAGCGUUUUUAGUGCCUGACCAAAAGCGAGGUGGUUCAUACAACUACAUGACCCAUGUUCUAUUCGACAAUGUCUUUUGGAAAGGUAUUCAAGCGCAAGUGAAUAAAUGGCGUGUUAAGGAGUUGGACUUGCCAAAAACAAACUUGUAUCGUAUGCUGCAGACAAAAGUACCGUUUUUGUAUAAUGUAUCUCCAUGUGUACUUCCACCCGCCAAUGACUUUCCUGAUUGGGUCAAGGUUACCGGAUACUGGUUUUUGGAUGAAGGUGGAAAGGAUUACAAGCCACCCAAGGAUUUAGUGGGAUUCAUUGAUCAAGCAGCCAAGGAUGAGAAAAAGAUUGUUUACAUUGGAUUUGGAUCUAUUGUUGUGAAGGAUGCAGCAUCAUUAACCAAAGCUGUCAUUGAAGCCGUACUUGAGGCUGAUGUCAGGUGUAUCUUAAAUAAAGGAUGGUCUGAUCGUGGUAGUCAUAAGGACAAAAAUAAAAUGGAAGUGGAAUUACCUCCUGAAGUGUUUAAUGCGGGGUCUGUUCCUCAUGAUUGGUUGUUGCCCAAAGUUGAUGCGGCUGUUCACCAUGGUGGAUCUGGAACUACUGGUGCGGCACUAAAAGCAGGAUGUCCUAGUAUCAUCAAACCAUUCUUUGGUGAUCAGUUCUUUUAUGCGAGAAGGAUCGAAGAUAUGGGUGCCGGAUUGGCGUUGAAAAAGUUGACGGCGAAAUCGUUAGCAAAAGCACUUGUUACCGUCACUGAAGAUGUGAAGAUUAUUGAAAAAGCAAAGAGUGUAAGUAAUCAAAUCGGUCAUGAAUAUGGUGUGUUGAAUGCUAUUGAAGCAAUUUAUUCUGAUUUGGAGUAUGCAAGAAGCUUGAUUUGGGCUAAAGAAUUGCACAAUGCUAAUUACAAACGUCAUCAUCCUGAUUUCAAAGCCCAAUCUGGGUUGCAGACCGCUGAAGCCUCUGACGAUGAGUCAGGAAGCGAGUAUGACAGUGACAAUACUAGUGAAGAAGAUGAUGAUGAGGGUGAUAUAACUGAACAUGAAGUCGACGAUGUGAAGCAUAGCACGAAAAACGAACUGGACCUUAAAGUGAAGAGAUGA
This is a messenger RNA of Lodderomyces orthopsilosis Co 90-125, 4821 nucleotides long. RefSeq names its product Ugt51c1p (gene UGT51C1). Lineage: Eukaryota; Fungi; Ascomycota; Pichiomycetes; Serinales; Debaryomycetaceae. The transcript has a single exon. The coding region runs from base 1 to 4821 and encodes 1606 amino acids. Gene Ontology annotation, molecular function: UDP-glycosyltransferase activity; hexosyltransferase activity. Gene Ontology annotation, biological process: carbohydrate metabolic process. The record is from RefSeq and is a predicted model, not a curated record.